Verruconis gallopava is the source of this 6692-nucleotide messenger RNA. RefSeq lists its product as uncharacterized. The transcript is spliced from 4 exons. The record is from RefSeq and is a predicted model, not a curated record. The coding region runs from base 631 to 5934 and encodes 1767 amino acids. Gene Ontology annotation, molecular function: DNA binding. Gene Ontology annotation, biological process: transcription by RNA polymerase II. Gene Ontology annotation, cellular component: RNA polymerase II, core complex. Lineage: Eukaryota; Fungi; Ascomycota; Dothideomycetes; Venturiales; Sympoventuriaceae.
CCUCCAUCACCACCCCCAUCCGCCUCCACCUCCCCUCCAACACAGCCAGAGUCUGCGAGGCCGUACGCAACUCUGUCCAUCGCGCGCGCGUCACCCUUUUGGCCUUCUCGCGGGGCGCGCUGCUGCACUUCGCUCGACCACGACGCUUGCCGUGCGCGACCGGCCGUUGCACCAACGACUCAUCACCUCGAGUUUGCGUCGCCAUUGCUGGAGGGCGACUGCGCGAAGGCUCCGCGGUCAUUCACUUUUUGCCCGUCACGCUGUCGACACGGAAAACGACGCGCUGGAGUAGUAGAGUAGACAAGAAUAGAACAAGAGGCGAAUCGCCCGGUGCGUGUGGCGACGACCCUGUCAGAAAGGGCGUCGAGGUGAGGUUGUGCCUCUUGUCAAGACGACGACGACGACGGUGAAGCGUCGCGAAGGAGUGACCGACCGACCGACUCAGCAGGCGAACGUCGACGAAGUGACCUCGCUUGCUUGCCUGCUGGCUGGCCGACUUCACACACGCGCCGACGACCACUUUCUUUUCCUUCAAAGAGUUCCUUUGCGCCCACGGCCCUUUCUUUCUUUUUCACCGGCUUCCAUUGCAAGUAAAGUCUCCGCCAUCAGAUCAGUGCAGUUCUAUUCAUCAUGGCAAAUCUCAACUUCGCGCACUCGAGCGCGCCGCUCAAGACCAUCAAGGAGAUUCAGUUUGGCCUGUUCUCACCCGAAGAAGUCAAGGAGAUGAGCAUUGGCCAGAUCGUGUAUCCGGAGACUAUGGAUGACGCGAAGCAGUUCCCACGCAAAGAUGGUUUGGGCGACCCGCGUAUGGGCUCCAUCGAUCGUGGCUUCGAGUGCGCGUCGUGCCAUGAAAAUAUGCAAGAGUGUCCCGGCCACUUCGGCCACAUUGAGCUUGCCACGCCUGUCUUCCAUGUCGGUUUUAUCCGACGGAUUCAGAAGAUUCUGGAGUGCUUCUGCAAGAGCUGUCACAAGCUUCUUGUCGACGAGAACAAUCCGCAGUUCCGUGACGCAUUGCGCACGACAAACCCGAAGCGCCGCUUUGACCAGAUACAUAAGCUGUGCAAGACGAAGAAGAUCUGUGAGCCGCCUAGCAAUAAGGUCGACCCGCAGGACGAGGAGUUCGGCGGCUCUGUCAAGAAGCAAGUUCCUAUCGGCCACGAUGGGUGUGGUGCUCCCCAACCGGAGGUGCGUAAAGAGGGCUUGGCCCUGUACUACAUCACAAAGCACAGCAAGAAAGAUGAGGAAAAUGAGGGACGAGAGCCUGACAAGGAGCUGGCGACUCCUGCACACGUCUAUGAGCGCUUCGAUAAGAUCGACAAUGCGACUUGGCGAACGCUAGGUAUGAACGUCGAGUUUGCGCACCCGAAGUGGAUGAUUAUCAGUAAUCUACUCGUGCCUCCACCUCCAGUGCGACCUAGUGUCUCCAUGGAUGGUACCGGUCAGGGCAUGAGAGGCGAGGAUGAUCUAACGUACAAGCUGGGCGAUAUCAUCCGGGCCAAUGCGAAUGUCAAACGCUGUCAGGAGGAAGGUUCUCCUGCACACGUCACAAGAGAGUUUGAAACCUUGCUACAGUACCACGUCGCGACGUACAUGGACAACAACAUCGCAGGUCAGCCUCCGGCGCUUCAAAAGUCGGGACGUCCGCUCAAGACGAUUCGCUCGCGCCUCAAGGGCAAGGAAGGACGUCUACGUGGUAACCUGAUGGGUAAACGUGUUGAUUUCUCCGCGCGAACGGUCAUUACUGGCGAUCCCAACUUGGAUCUUGAUCAGGUCGGCGUUCCCAAAUCUACGGCAUGUAUUCUUACCUAUCCCGAAACCGUGACACCGUACAACAUUCAGAGGCUACAUCAGCUGGUUCGAAAUGGCUCAGAGCAUCCUGGCGCUCGGUACGUGAUCCGUGACACAGGCGAGCGAAUUGACCUCAAGCAUCACAAGCGAGCUGGCGAAAUUGCGCUUCAAUAUGGCUGGAAGGUCGAACGGCAUAUUGUUGACGAUGACUACGUCAUCUUCAAUCGACAGCCAUCCUUGCACAAGGAAUCAAUGAUGGGUCACCGAGUUAAGGUCAUGCCUUACUCAACCUUCCGCUUGAACCUGUCCGUGACCUCGCCUUACAACGCUGACUUUGACGGCGACGAAAUGAACUUGCACGUCCCGCAGAGCGAAGAGACGCGCGCCGAGGUCAAGGAACUCUGCAUGGUCCCUCUCCAGAUUGUCUCCCCCCAGCGCAACGGGCCCCUCAUGGGUAUUGUGCAGGAUACCUUGUGCGGCAUCUACAAGAUCUGCAAGAGAGAUGUAUUUAUUGAUAAAGAUCAAGUGCAGAACAUCCUCAUGUGGGUACCUGACUGGGAUGGCACGAUCCCUACACCUGCCAUCCUCAAGCCCAAGCCUCUGUGGACCGGCAAACAAAUCAUCAGUUUGGCUUUGCCAGAAAGCUUGAACUUGAUGAGAGAUAAUGACCCAUUGCCGCCUAAGGAUGGUUCGCUACUUGUGUAUCAGGGUGAGCUUCUCUAUGGGCUUUUUGCCAAGGCUACUGUUGGUGCUAGCGGUGGUGGUGUUGUGCAUACAAUAUAUAACCAGGAAGGCUGGCCUGCCGCUGUUAAGUUCUUCAACGCGGCACAGCGCAUUGUCUGCUACUGGCUGUUGCAUCACGGCUUCAGUAUCGGCGUCGGUGAUACCAUCCCAGACCCCGAGACUGCUGCAAAGAUCCAGGAGGCCAUUGACGCUCAAAAGGCGGAGGUGGAAAAGGUUGUCAAGAAGGCGACCAAGGACCAACUUGAUCCACUCCCGGGUAUGAACAUCCGAGAGACCUUCGAGAACAUGGUGCAGGCUGCACUGAAUACCGCGCGUGAUAAUGCUGGUACUAUUGCUACCAAACAUUUGAAGGAGUGCAAUAACGCCGUUGCCAUGGCAAAUUCAGGAUCUAAAGGCUCUAAGAUUAACAUUGCGCAGAUGUCUGCACUGGUGGGUCAGACCUCAGUUGAAGGCAAGCGUAUUGCGUUCGGCUUUCAGUACCGUACUCUUCCGCACUUCACCAAAGACGACUACUCCCCAGAAUCACGCGGUUUUGUUGAAAACUCGUAUCUUCGUGGCUUGACACCUCACGAAUUCUUUUUCCACGCCAUGUCUGGUCGUGAAGGUCUUAUCGAUACUGCUGUCAAGACAGCCGAGACUGGUUACAUCCAGCGAAGAUUGGUCAAAGCUCUUGAAGACUGCUCGGUCAAAUAUGAUGGUACAGUCCGCAACUCACUCGGCGACAUUCUUCAGUUCAUCUAUGGUGAAGAUGGCCUCGAUGCCCAGUACAUUGAGAAGCAGAAGGUGGAUGUUAUUAGGUGCUCAGAUGAAGUCUUUGACUCGUACGUCCGCGUUGAUGUUACAGACGAGACUGGCAGGUUCCAGAUCGAUGAGCAAUUCCUAGAGUGUGCCCGAGAGAUCGAGGGUGACGUCGAGGUCCAGCGUUACUUCGACGAGGAGUAUGCACAAUUGCUUGAGGACCGCAAAUUCCUCCGCGGUGACUGCUCGGAUGACGAGGAGCAGAAGCAACUUCCGCUCAACAUCCUCCGCAUCAUAGAAAGCGGCAAAGCCAAGUUCAACAUCAAACGUGGGGCGCGCAGUGAUCUGCAUCCUGCUGAAGCAAUCCCUCUCGUCAGACAAACUCUCGACAAUCUCAUGGUGAUUCGUGGAGAGGAUUCUCUCUCUAUUGAAGCGCAGAAGGAAGCUACACUGCUCUUCAAAGCACAUCUCCGAACCAAACUCGCGUUCAAACGUCUUGUCAUGCAACACGGCCUGAACAAGCUGGCACUGGCAAGUAUUCUUGGCGAGCUCGAGAAUAGGUUCUUACGUGCUGCUGUCGCUCCUGGCGAUAUGGUUGGUGUUUUGGCUGCACAGUCCAUUGGUGAGCCGGCUACCCAGAUGACGCUGAAUACCUUCCAUUUCGCUGGUGUGGCUUCCAAGAACGUUACUCUCGGUGUGCCUCGUCUGAAGGAAAUCUUGAACAUUGCAACGAACCUCAAGACACCGUCCAUGUAUGUGUACCAGGUGGAGGAGAACCGGCGGACUCAGGAAGGUGCGAAGCGUCUGCGUAGCAUGGUGGAGCAUGCAACUCUGAAGAGCGUCACGGCAAUGACGGAGAUUCACUACGAUCCGGAUCCCACCGCUACAGUUAUUGAAGAGGACGUCGAUCUUGUCGAGUCCUACUUCAUUGUGCCUGACGAAAACGAGGACCUCAGCCGCCAGUCGAAGUGGAUGCUUCGCAUCGUGCUAGACGACAAGAAACUGCUCGACCGUGACAUGCGUGUCAGCGAUGUGGCGGCCAAGAUCAAGGAGCAAUUCCAGGCCGAUCUAGCUGUCAUCUUCUCAGAUGAUAAUGCCGACCUCAAGGUCAUUCGUAUGCGCAUGAUCAACAAUGACGAUACGAAGGAUGACGAGGACGAAAUGGUAGAGGGCGAGAACGUGUUGAAGAAAGUAGAGAUGCACAUUCUGGACAAUCUUACACUUCGUGGUGUGGAGGGUGUCACGAGGGCUUUCAUUGACAAGCGGCAGCGUGUUGUGAAGGAGCCUGAUGGCAGUCUUGCGAAGAAGGAGAAUCAUCCCGAUGGCACGGAGUGGUUCCUUAAUACUAGCGGCAUCAAUCUCAAGAAGGUGCUUGAGAUUGAGGGCGUGGAUCCUUACCGUACGUACUGCAACUCUGUGAUGGACAUCUUCACCGUGUUCGGUAUCGAAGCUGCUCGUGCGGCGCUGGCAAAGGAACUGCACAUGGUCCUGUCUUUUGAUGGCUCGUACGUCAAUCAUCGUCACUUGGCUAUGCUGGUUGAUGUUAUGACCUCAAAGGGUUACCUAAUGGCCAUCACCCGCCACGGCAUCAAUCGUGAACAAACUGGUGCCCUGAUGCGUUGCUCUUUCGAGGAGACAGUCGAGAUUUUGCUAGAAGCCGCAGCCCAGGGCGAGAUCGAUGACUGCAGGGGUAUCUCGGAGAACGUCAUGUUGGGACAGCUGGCUCCACUUGGAACCGGUGACUUUGAUGUCCAGCUUGACUACGCAAUGUUGGAGACUGCACAUUCAGACAACGCACGCUAUGGACUUAUGCCAGGAGUGGCUAGUGGUUCAAACUACGUGGAUCAGGGUGCAGCCACCCCGUACGAUAUUGGCUCCCCGUCUCAUGAGGGCGCCUUUGGUGGUGGCAAUUUCGAUUCAGCAUUCUCUCCCAUUGUGCAGUCUGGAGGUACCGAAGGCGGCGGCUUCCCAAAUUUCGGCGGCGGCAUCAGUCCGUAUGGUCCAGACUAUGCCGGUGCCGCGAGCCCGGGUUGGGGUACAAGCCCUGGAUACAUUGGUGGCACAUCGCCAACCAGCCCCAAUUACUCCCCUACUUCACCUGGCUACUCGCCUACCAGUCCCGCCUACAAUCUCACGUCUCCCGCGUAUGGUGGUACAUCACCUUCCAGUCCAGCGUAUACGCCCACGAGUCCGACAUACUCGCCUACCUCACCGGCAAUGUCUUACUCUCCAACCAGUCCGUCGUACUCGCCGACAUCCCCUGCUUAUUCGCCCACGAGCCCGAAGUACUCACCUACAUCUCCGGCAAUGGGAUACUCGCCCACUUCUCCGACAUAUUCGCCAACAAGUCCACAGUAUUCGCCUACAUCGCCCAAGGCAACGUCGCCUCGGUACUCACCUACGUCACCGACGUAUUCUCCAACCAGUCCCGCAUACAACAGCCCGACAUCGCCUGUCUACUCACCUACAAGCCCCGCAUUUGGAGGUGAUAGGAGGAGCCCAACGAGUCCGGUGUACUCUCCCACAAGUCCUGCAAUUAGCUACUCCCCGACGAGUCCGAAAUAUAGUCCGACAAGUCCGGCGAUGGCGGGUUCAGGCCAGGGAUCAAGCAGUCCCAAGUACUCGCCAACGAGCCCAAGCUAUAGUCCAACAUCGCCAAAAUAAGCGGAUGAACGAGGUCGAAGCCUGAUCAAUCUGUUGUAACAACACCGCACAGCACAACGAUAUUCUUUUACUUCGCAAUGCAUUUCCCAACAUGUCCUUUUGAUACCAAAAGAUCAUUCUAUCAUCAGCUCACAAAAAAGAACGGAGGGUCUACACAACACAAACUCUGCAUUGCUAGCGAUUUCCUCUUUUCUGCUCUUACAAGCGCACGCUCAACCAAAAAUUGUAUCACAUUCUAUGUUCGGUAACGUCUUUUUGGCCCGCGUAACUCAUAAUCCGUGGUUCUUCGACUUAAAUCUGAUAUGCAUUCAUGGCAUGGCGUUCUUGGAGGUAAUGGGCAGUGCACGCUCAAUCCACACACAAUCAACAAAUUAUUCAAGAUUUUACGGGUUGGGUCUGGGCACUGGUGGCGUUCUUGCGAGCUGCUGCUUGAAUUUUCCUUUUAAUUUUGCCCGAUGGUCUCAGAAUUUGUAUUCGUCCGAAGUAUAUGCCUGUAUGCCAGCUUUUUGUUUUGUCUGGCGAAUAGACUGAAAACAAGACGGGGAGGAGAGUGGAUGGAUUGGAUCAGAUCGGAUGGACUAGGGCGAGCUCUUAGCUGAGUUAUCGUUGAUGCCACCGACUGCUGAUGCUGUGAGAAGGGUUGGAGGGUUGAUCUCUUAGUCUUAGCAAUUGGUCUCCCAGAAUGAGAUAUUCAGAGAUCGGAAUGAAAAAUAAAAAGAAGUACGAUGCAAGCAAUACUUAUAGGCAAAUUUUCUCAG